Messenger RNA from Cucumis melo (muskmelon), 2752 nucleotides. RefSeq names its product meiosis-specific protein ASY1. The record is from RefSeq and is a predicted model, not a curated record. The coding region runs from base 102 to 1907 and encodes 601 amino acids. Lineage: Eukaryota; Viridiplantae; Streptophyta; Magnoliopsida; Cucurbitales; Cucurbitaceae. The transcript is spliced from 25 exons.
CAGCACAAUUUCAUUUUCUACUAUUUCAAAAAUUGGAAACCGAUCUCUGGAAGACAUCUCUCCCCCUCUGCUUAUUCAUUUCCUUUCAAAUACUGAAAAACAUGGUUGUUGCACAGAAGUUGAAGGAAGCAGAGAUCACGGAGCAGGAUUCUCUUCUCCUGACGAGGAAUUUACUGCGCAUCGCUAUAUUCAAUAUCAGUUAUAUUAGAGGUCUUUUUCCAGAAAAGUAUUUCAACGAUAAGUCAGUUCCUGCUUUAGAGAUGAAGAUCAAGAAGCUUAUGCCGAUGGAUGCAGAGUCUCGGAGAUUGAUUGACUGGAUGGAAAAAGGUGUAUAUGAUGCGCUGCAGCGGAAAUACCUUAAAAAGCUUCUCUUCUGCGUAUGCGAGGCGGUGGAAGGGCCAAUGAUUGAGGAAUAUGCUUUUUCUUUCAGCUACUCCAGUUCUGAUAGUCAAGAGGUCUCUAUGAAUGUGACUCGCACUGGAAACAAGAAACUGGGAGGAACAUUCAAGUGCAACUCCACGGCCGAAAUAACUCCCAAUCAGAUGAGGAGUUCUGCCUGUAAGAUGGUCCGUACAUUGGUUCAACUGAUGAGAACAUUGGAUAAGAUGCCCGAUGAGCGCACCAUAUUGAUGAAACUCCUCUACUAUGAUGAUGUUACGCCAGUCGAUUAUGAGCCUCCAUUCUUCAGGAGUUGCACAGAGGAAGAGGGACAUCAUCCCUGGACUAAAAGUCCAUUAAGGAUGGAGGUUGGAAACGUCAACAGCAAGCAUUUUGUUUUGGCUCUCAAAGUAAAGAGCGUGCUUGAUCCAUGUGAGGAUGAAAAUGAUGAUAAUGAUGAGAUUGAAGUUAGCUUAGGAGCUGACUCAGAACAGAGGAACGGGUUUUCUGAAACCGACAGUGAGGUUGACCCUUCCCCAGAAGGCGAUUAUAUUGUUGCACCAAGAGAAAAGCUAGAACAACCGGAACAAGAUAAUACUAGCAAAGUUGACGAAGAUGAUACUCAGGAUCCAGAGGAAGAUGAACAGCAGUUAGCGAGGGUGAAGGACUGGAUCAAUAGUUACCAAUACGACAAAUUAGAAAUUACUGAUGUUCUUUCAAAUUUUCCGGAUAUUUCGGUUGUUUUAACUGAAGAAAUUAUGGGAAAACUUGUUAACGAAGGCGUUUUAACCAAGACUGGAAGGGAUUCUUACAACAUCAACAGGCAGAAGGCGUUUGACUAUGAAUUCGAUUUGGUGAAAGAAGAACAUGAUGGUCAAAUAGACAAAGUUGGUAUCAAUACCACAGCCCACGAUCUCCUGUAUGUGAAGGCUUUAUAUCACACUCUUCAAAUGAGUUAUGUGACGGUUGCAAAGCUUCAAAACAAGCUUGAAGGAGAGGCCAGUCUAAGCAAAGUGCGUAAAUUAAUCGAUCAGAUGAUUCGAGAUGGUUUUGUUGAAGCCAAAGGGAGCCGAAGACUGGGCAAACGUGUGAUUCACUCAGAUUUGGCUGAAAAGAAGUUGAAAGAAGUAAAGAAAAUACUGAACUAUGAAGACAUGGAAAUCGACUCGUAUGGACCAUAUGAAAAGUCCAACAACAAGAUGGAUAGCAACCACAAGGACAUGUCCACUUGCGGUAUCCUCCGUUCAAUUGGAUCAGAUUUAACGCGCAUGAGAGUGACAUCAGACACAAACCAACAUGCUUCGAAAUCUAAAGACCUUGGAAACACUCCCACAAGCACGCCUGUGCCAGCUGCGUCGAGAGAAAGUUUUGUGCCAGGAAAUGAUAAUAUUAGAGUGAAUGGAAGUGCAAAUCACCUUGAUGAGAUGGACUUGGAAAAAUCUACUCAAGAUAAACGGUCUAGAAAGACAAGCACGGUUAAAGAUCCCAUUCUUCAGUACAUAAAGCGACAGAAAUCUCAAGACCAGUGAAAAGCCUGGGUUUAAAUAUAUGACUUUUUUGACCGUAUUCUCUUUAUUCAACCGGUCAUGUUGUGGAAUGUGGAACACAAUUCCAAGAUUCUUAUUUUGCAACAACCAGACGUUUUCAGCUUUUGCUGAGGAGAUCAUGAUAGGAGUCCCUGCGACCAGGCGCCUGGCUGAUUUGAGCAUCCAAAUGGAGCUGUGAAUCGUGGCUUGAAGGUCCAGAACCCAUAAUGUCGCAGCGGGGCCGGGAAGAAAGGAACUCGACCCACUCCUAUGUAGCCCAACGAAUUCUCACCCCUGGCCCCAAAUCCUUCCCGACUGCCCUUCUUCCAAGAAUUCCUUCGUUCUCUUUCUUCCUUUUUCCUUCUGCCUCACUGCUAAUUACGAGGAGGGAGAACUGGAUCUAUAAAUCUUUUUGAGCGCAGAACUUUAUGCUCAAACUUUCUAUACAUUUAAUCUUGCAAAUUUUAAAAUAUUAAUCAAAUGUAGUUUAGAAAUAAAAAGUACUAAAUUUGAAUUUCUAUAUUCUAUUUUGUGAAUCUUAGACAAUGUCAUUUUUCUAUUCCAACUCCACCAUAGACCAUGGUUAGGUGUGCAGAAAGAAAUCAAGAAAGAACAAAAAAAAAAAUUAAAAAUUGAAGUCCAACGGAUUGAUUUAGCUGAUUUCAAGGAAUUAUUGGACGCAACUAUCCUAUAGAAUAGUUACUAGAGAGUUUAUUGGUAUUCUCUUAUAGCCUAGGUCAUAGUUCCCAUCCAAUCCUAAUCAUCUAUUGACAAAUACUGUCAUUCUUAGGCUUCUCAAUGUCUUUUUAGGGUACGUUAUUGAGUACUACUAUACCACAUGGCUUAAA